UUGGGUAACCAUAGAGAGAGGGAGCGAGAGACUGUUCUUAGGUUUCUGAAUCUGAGCCACAAGGUUAGGUUAUGUUUCUGACUGAGAUAAUACCUAUGGAAAAGCAGACAGAGUUCUGGUUCAGUGAGGGAGAAGAUAAAUAUUCCGGAAGUCUCCACUCUGAAAUCAACCAGGACAGGACACUCUAGAACAGCAGAACCAGCCAACCAGUGCAGGAACAGCCUGUUCUACAGACAGGUCAGAACAGUACAGGACACUCUAGAACAUUCUAGAACAGAACAGGGCAUUUUAGAACAGGACAGGACACUCUAGAAGAGUACAGGACAUUCUAGAACUGGACAGAACACUCCAGAGGAUGAGGAACCUCCUGACCACCCAGAACCAGAACUGUUACCGGGAGCAGAUAGCGAAGGAGUGCUACACCCGGCUGGCCUGGAAGAGCCGCUACGGACAAGACUACCCCACCAGCUUCGUCUCCCGCAGGGCCAAGGAGCAGCUGGGGCUGGGUCUGAGGCUCCCUAAGCUCCCCCUGACCACCACCCCCACCACUAAGACUAUCCUGCCUCCUAUGUUAUCUACCCUGGAGAGGAGGAGAGAGGCUGUAGUGCCCAUGGACAGGUCCCUGAGCGAGGCUCCCCUGAUGAGAGCAGUGACGCCCCAGACCAAGGACUCUCUCUACCAGGGUUUUUCCAAAGAGGGGAGGGCCGCAGCCUCUACCUCCACACACGCACCCAGAAAGGCCCAGAGGAGAAGUUUGACUACCCUCUACUGUCUUCCUGGGACUACGGAUGGAGACUGGGUGACUAUGAAAGAGACUACAGGUCUCCAGCCAAUGGAAGAUCAGGAGUCGUGAGUAACACUUUCUAUGCCAGGAAUGGAAUAUUCAAUUUCCCCUCUGAAACGGAUCGCCUUGGAUGACGAGCAGAAGGCUUCAUUCUCCAGCUGGUUUUAUGCUUCAUUAUUACAAUUCCCAUGAUAUUGAUGAAGAACUACUUUCGUUCGUUUUUACUGUAUGAGCAUGCUAUAAUUUGAUUUAUACCAAAUAUAUUAUCUUCUAUAUGAUAUACAGAUGUAUUGUUAGCUAUAAAUAAUGUUCAUAUGCAAUUCUUAUAAAACAAACUGUUACAACUG
Messenger RNA from Coregonus clupeaformis (lake whitefish), 1131 nucleotides. RefSeq lists its product as uncharacterized. NCBI's taxonomy places the organism in Eukaryota, Metazoa, Chordata, Actinopteri, Salmoniformes, Salmonidae. The record is from RefSeq and is a predicted model, not a curated record. The transcript has 3 exons. Bases 356 to 853 code for a protein of 165 amino acids.